Solea senegalensis (Senegalese sole) is the source of this 2436-nucleotide messenger RNA. RefSeq names its product protocadherin beta-16-like. Gene Ontology annotation, biological process: homophilic cell-cell adhesion. The transcript has a single exon. Bases 16 to 2421 code for a protein of 801 amino acids. Gene Ontology annotation, molecular function: calcium ion binding. Gene Ontology annotation, cellular component: plasma membrane. The record is from RefSeq and is a predicted model, not a curated record. NCBI's taxonomy places the organism in Eukaryota, Metazoa, Chordata, Actinopteri, Pleuronectiformes, Soleidae.
GCGUCAGAGCGAACAAUGAAGCGGCAAGUACUGUUGUUUAUCUCCAUUUUCUGCCUGAGCCCUGUGAACGGACAGGUUACUUACUCGAUUCCGGAGGAAAUGAUGAAAGGAUCUCUGGUCUCUAACGUAGUACAAGAUUUAGGUUUAGACCCCAGACGACUGAAGUCGGGUAAAGCUCGUAUUUAUACCGGAGACAGUGCUCAGUAUAUUGAGCUCAACAGAGAAAGGGGAGUCCUCCUUGUCAAAGGAAAGAUUGACCGCGAGUCGCUGUGCAGACAGACAACGCCUUGUGCUUUGCAUUUUCAAAUUACUCUAGAAAACCCAUUAGAGUUAUUCCCAGUCACUGUAGAAAUAACCGACAUUAACGACAACGCCCCGGUAUUCCAAAAGGAGGAAAGAAGAUUUGAAAUAAGCGAGUCUGCAGUCAUCGGCUCCAAGUUCUUGCUAGAGAAAGCGUUUGAUCCCGAUAUUGAAAAGAAUGGACUUCAGACAUACAGUCUAAAGCCGAGCGAUCAUUUUUUGCUUAAACUUCAUUCUCAGUCAGAUGGGAGCAAAAAGGUAGAGAUGAUUUUACAAAAACCCUUGGACCGAGAGGAGCUGGAACACAUAUCGUUAGUUUUGACCGCGGAGGAUGGAGGAGAACCACAAAUGACUGGAACAAUGCUGAUUCAUGUGACUGUGUUGGAUGCCAACGACAAUGCACCAGUUUUUAGUAAACCCGUUUACAAAGCAACCAUUACUGAAAACUCCGUAAACGGAACCGUCGUCACUGUGGUCAGUGCUUCUGAUGCAGACAAAGGCUCAAAUGGAAAAGUGACCUACGUAAUUGGGAAUAGCAUGGACACGGUUUCAAAAUUAUUUCACAUUAAUAGUCAAGGUGAGGUGAUACUAGAUGGUACAAUAGACUACGAAAAAGAAAAACACUAUCACGUCGAUAUAGAGGCCGUUGAUCAAGGUGGACUCUCGGACUCCAGUAAGAUAAUUAUUGACGUAAUUGACGUGAAUGAUAAUAGUCCUGUAGUAAAUAUGAUAUCCACAUCAGGCUCAAUACCGGAGUCUUCAGCCCAAAAUACAGUAGUAGCUUUAAUGAGUGUAAAUGACCCAGAUUCUGAAAACAAUGGGAAAGUCAAUUGUGUGAUAAAUGAAAACCUGCCAUUUGAAAUUAAGUUUACCUCGAAUAAUUUCUAUAGCAUACUAACAAAUAGUGAAUUAGACAGAGAGAGAGCCUCUGAGUAUACUAUUACCGUGACGUGCUCUGAUGAGGGAGUGCCCUCUCUCUCCAGCAGCGUCACUCUCACCUUACAGAUCUCUGAUGUGAAUGACAACGCGCCUGUGUUUGAGAGGAGCUCAUAUGAGGCCUACAUUGUAGAAAACAACACACCAGGUCUCUCUAUAUUCACAGUGAAAGCCAUAGACGCUGACUGGAACCAGAAUGCCCGUGUUUCUUACAUACUGGAGGACUCCUCUGUUAACGGAGUGCCAGUCUCCUCAUAUGUGUCCGUUAGUGCUGAUAGUGGAGUCAUACAUGCAGUGCGCUCUUUUGACUACGAGCAGAUCAAAGACUUUCACUUCCGCGUAAAAGCUCAGGAUGGAGGUUCUCCUCCACUCAGUAGUAAUGUGACUGUGAAAAUACUGAUCCAGGACCAGAACGACAACCCACCUCAGGUGCUGUACCCAGUCCAGACUGGUGGCUCUGUGGUGGGUGAGAUGGUGCCUCGUUCAGCAGAUGUGGGCUAUCUGGUCUCUAAAGUGGUGGCUGUUGAUGUGGACUCUGGACAGAAUGCCUGGCUCUCCUAUAAACUCCAGAAAGCCGCAGACAGGGCGCUGUUUGAAGUGGGCUUACAGAAUGGAGAAAUAAGAACUAUCCGCCAAGUGACUGAUAAAGAUCCUGUCAAUCAAAAACUGACUGUUAUAGUGGAGGACAACGGACAGCCCUCUCGUUCAGCUACAGUCAUUGUUAACGUGGCGGUGGCGGACAGCUUCUCUGAAGUGAUGUCGGAGUUCACUGACUUUAAACAGGACAAGGAGUACAAUGACAACCUGACUUUUUACUUAGUGUUGGCUCUGGCUGUAGUUUCCUUCCUCUUCAUCACGUGUUUAGUGGUUAUUAUCUCAGUGAAAAUCUACAGAUGGAGACAGUCUCGCGUCCUGUAUCACUCCAAUCUCCCUGUGAUUCCAUAUUAUCCACCACGUUACUCGGACACUUUGGGUGGAACAGGGACUCUCCAACACGUGUACAAUUACGAGGUGUGCAGGACGACUGACUCCAGAAAGAGUGACUGUAAGUUCGGCAGAGCUGGUAGUCAGAACGUGCUGAUAAUGGACCCCAGUUCUACAGCGACGAUGCAGCGGAUACAGAGUGAAAAGAGCAUCCUGGAUGAACCAGACUCUCCUCUAGAGGUUAGACUUGCAGUUAUCUAAUUCAAACGCAUGCUU